Molecule: messenger RNA, 9460 nt
Organism: Chlorocebus sabaeus (green monkey)
Lineage: Eukaryota; Metazoa; Chordata; Mammalia; Primates; Cercopithecidae
Source: RefSeq, a predicted model, not a curated record
AUGGUAGCUAUUAUUCAUUCUCCUAAAAAUUUUAAUUCUUGCCAAUAGAGAUAUUUGAAACUAUCUUUGUGUAUGUUUGUAGUCAUGGUCUUCAGCUUUAUGUAUGUUUUCUAGUAGUAGUCAGUGCCUAUGAAACUGUUCUGUCCUCUUAAAAGUACAGAAAUUCCCUUUGGCCAACUAAUAUUCUUACGCAUAGUAGGAUCUCUGCAUUUAUUUGCUUAAUGAAUGAAAGAUGAAUGGUUCAAGUGUAUGUUGAAGGAAUGUUUUUUCACUUCAGUCUUGAUGAUAGGGAGACAUGUUUAUUCAUCUGUAUAAAUAUCUAAUAAAUGCAUGUUAUGUAGCAGGCAGUGUGCUUUGCAUAUGCUAGUGUGCAUAGAAUGGGCAGCUGAUCUGGGAGCUAGUGAACCUGUAGUAACAGAUAUGUCAUGUCAUGUGAGGAUGCCGUGGGAACCCUGAGUAAUAACUUUCUGGAGAAAGUGACAUCACAAUCUUGGGAGAGGGAAUAGAAGUUCAGAGGCCUGGAAGUGCACGAGUGUGGAGUGAGGAAGUGAAAGGUCAAUGUGUCUGCAGGUGUGAGUGUGUGUGGAAGGGCAGACGUCAAGCAGAGGAGCAGCCACCAGUGGCUGUAGGUGGGUGUCCAAACUGGGACACUUUGGAGAGUGAAAUAAAGAACUAUUAAUAAUUAUUUGGGGCAACAGUUAAAUUGAGGCUGUCCCAGGAAAGCUAGAAUGGUUCCCACUGCUUAUAAGCCAUGUUAAGGGGUUUGAGUUUAUUCCAGGGGCACAUGGCGGCUCUAUCUUUGUGGGAUUCUAGAGGCUAGAUUAUAAAGUUUAUCUUUGUGGGAUUCUAGAGGCUAGAUUAUAAAGUUUGGGAGUAUGUUUUCUGAUCCUUCUCUUUCAGGAAAGAUUGUGAAAAGUCAAUUAAGUUUCUGUGCCCUUGUGGUCAAAUGGGCUUGGUAAAAUGCCUCCACUUGGGACGGGUGCUUCUGUCAUCACAGGAAGGAACAGAACCUAGAUAUGAACGUUUUGAAUGUGUGUGUUUUAUUACAAUUUUAUGUUUCCAUAAUGAUGUAUCUUGGAUAGCUAGUAUGUUGCCUUUAAACAUUAAAGGGAAAUGGGAUUUAGGAUAGAUUAGUGGUUGUAGAUGUAGGUUAGAUCAGAAUUUAUUUCCAAACUAGUGGAAUCUUAAUCUUAGUGAUUUUUUUUCCCUAUAAAUAUUUAACAGGGAGCUGACUUACAUCUGUUGAAUGCUUCCUGGAGCAAAUAACACUUGUAUAGUGCUUAGUAUGUACUGGGCACAGCUCUAGGAACAUUUAACCCUUAUAAUAACACUAGCAGUGUUAUUCUCAUUUUACAGAUGAGAAAACCAAGGCCCUGAAUGCUAACUGUCUUGCCCAGGGUCAUACAGCCCGUCCACAAUGGAGCCUGGGAUUGAACCCAGGCCCCCUGGCUUUGGAGUCUGUACAUAACCAUUUGGCUCUGCUACUCUCACAUCCUUCAAAAGUAUGUUCGGGAACAGAUUCUACUAGCAGUAGCAGUAAUUGUAAAAAGAGGAUCAUUAGAUAAAUCAAUUGACUGCAAAAGCAUUUUUCAUGAAGUCAGCCAGUUGAUUAGUAGUGGCAAUCCCACUGUGCAAACUCUGGCCUGUUCUAUUCUGACUGCACUAUUGAGUGAAUUUUCAAGUUCGAGUAAAACUAGCAACAUUGGAUUGAGCAUGGAAUUCCAUGGUAACUGCAAAAGAGUUUUUCAGGAAGAAGACCUUCGUCAGAUCUUCAUGUUAACUGUUGAAGUUCUGCAGGAGUUCAGCAGGCGGGAAAACCUCAAUGCUCAGAUGUCUUCAGUGUUUCAGCGUUACCUUGCACUCGCCAAUCAAGUCUUGAGCUGGAACUUUCUUCCUCCAAAUUUGGGCAGACAUUAUAUAGCUAUGUUUGAAUCCUCGCAAAAUGUGCUGUUGAAGCCAACAGAGUCCUGGCGGGAGACUCUUCUGGACAGCAGAGUUAUGGAGCUUUUCUUCACAGUACAUCGAAAAAUCAGAGAAGAUUCAGAUAUGGCACAAGAUUCUCUGCAGUGCCUUGCCCAGUUAGCUUCUCUUCAUGGACCCAUCUUCCCUGAUGAAGGAUCACAAGUUGAUUAUCUCGCACACUUCAUUGAGGGAUUACUGAAUACUAUCAAUGGAAUUGAAAUAGAAGAUUCUGAAGCUGUGGGCAUCUCCAGCAUUAUCAGCAACCUGAUAACUGUGUUCCCACGAAAUGUUCUAACCGCCAUUCCAAAUGAGCUUUUCUCCUCCUUCGUUAACUGCCUCACACACCUCACUUGUUCUUUCGGGCGAAGUGCUGCAUUGGAAGAAGUGCUUGAUAAAGAUGACAUGGUAUACAUGGAAGCAUAUGAUAAAUUGUUGGAGUCCUGGUUAACUUUGGUUCAAGAUGACAAACAUUUCCAUAAAGGCUUUUUUACCCAGCAUGCAGUUCAAGUUUUCAAUUCCUAUAUUCAGUGCCACCUAGCCGCUCCAGAUGGCACAAGAAAUUUGACUGCCAAUGGCGUGGCCUCUCGUGAGGAGGAAGAAAUAAGUGAACUUCAAGAGGAUGAUCGAGACCAGUUUUCUGAUCAACUGGCCAGUGUAGGAAUGCUAGGAAGAAUUGCUGCAGAGCACUGUAUACCUCUUCUGACAAGUUUAUUAGAAGAAAGAGUAACAAGACUCCAUGGUCAGUUACAACGACAUCAGCAACAAUUACUUGCUUCACCGGGUUCAAGCACUAUUGACAACAAAAUGCUUGAUGAUCUCUAUGAAGAUAUUCACUGGCUUAUUUUAGUUACAGGCUACCUCUUAGCUGAUGAUACUCAGGGAGAGACUCCGCUAAUACCUCCAGAAAUAAUGGAAUAUUCCAUUAAGCAUUCAUCUGAAGUUGACAUUAAUACAACACUUCAAAUUUUGGGAUCUCCAGGAGAAAAGGCUUCUUCCAUCCCAGGGUACAACAGAACAGAUUCUGUGAUUAGGCUGUUGUCUGCCAUUCUCAGAGUUUCAGAAGUUGAAUCUCGAGCAAUAAGAGCAGAUCUCACUCAUCUACUAAGUCCUCAGAUGGGCAAAGAUAUUGUCUGGUUUUUAAAACGCUGGGCAAAGACUUAUCUCCUGGUGGAUGAAAAACUGUAUGAUCAGAUAAGUCUGCCAUUCAGUACAGCGUUUGGAGCAGAUACAGAGGGUUCUCAGUGGAUAAUUGGCUACCUCUUACAAAAAGUCAUCAGUAACCUCUCGGUCUGGAGUAGUGAGCAGGACCUUGCAAAUGACACUGUGCAGCUCCUUGUCACUUUGGUGGAAAGAAGAGAAAGGGCAAACUUAGUAAUUCAGUGUGAGAACUGGUGGAACUUAGCUAAGCAGUUUGCAAGCCGAAGCCCACCUCUUAAUUUCUUGUCAAGUCCUGUGCAGAGGACAUUGAUGAAGGCUCUAGUCUUAGGAGGUUUUGCACAUAUGGACACGGAAACCAAACAGCAGUAUUGGACAGAGGUUCUUCAGCCACUUCAGCAGCGAUUCUUAAGAGUAAUAAACCAAGAAAACUUCCAGCAGAUGUGUCAGCAAGAGGAAGUCAAGCAGGAAAUCACUGCCACACUGGAGGCCCUGUGUGGCAUUGCUGAGGCCACCCAGAUUGACAACGUAGCAAUCCUGUUUAAUUUUUUAAUGGACUUCCUUACCAAUUGCAUUGGGUUGAUGGAAGUUUACAAGAAUACCCCAGAGACUGUCAAUCUCAUUAUAGAAGUUUUUGUUGAAGUUGCACAUAAACAGAUAUGCUAUCUUGGAGAGUCCAAAGCUAUGAACUUAUAUGAAGCCUGCCUUACUUUGUUGCAAGUAUAUUCCAAGAAUAAUUUAGGGCGGCAAAGAAUAGAUGUUACAGCGGAAGAAGAGCAAUACCAAGACCUGCUUCUCAUUAUGGAGCUUCUUACUAACCUGCUGUCCAAAGAAUUCAUAGAUUUCAGUGAUACAGAUGAAGUGUUUAGAGGACAUGAGCCAGGUCAAGCAGCAAACAGAUCUGUGUCAGCAGCGGAUGUUGUGUUGUACGGAGUGAACCUAAUUCUGCCCUUGAUGUCACAGGAUCUCUUGAAGUUUCCAACCCUUUGUAAUCAAUACUACAAACUAAUCACAUUUAUUUGUGAGAUUUUUCCUGAAAAAAUACCACAGCUUCCUGAGGAUCUGUUUAAAAGUCUGAUGUACUCCCUAGAAUUAGGAAUGACAUCAAUGAGUUCGGAGGUUUGCCAGCUCUGCCUGGAGGCCCUGACACCGUUAGCUGAACAGUGUGCAAAAGCACAAGAAACAGACUCACCACUUUUUCUAGCAACACGGCACUUUCUGAAGCUGGUUUUUGAUAUGCUGGUUUUGCAAAAGCACAACACAGAGAUGACUACUGCGGCUGGCGAAGCUUUCUACACGUUGGUGUGUUUGCACCAGGCUGAAUAUUCUGAACUGGUCGAAACAUUACUGUCAAGUCAGCAAGACCCAGUUAUUUACCAGAGAUUAGCAGAUGCCUUCAACAAGCUCACUGCAAGCAGCACUCCUCCCACGCUGGACCGGAAGCAGAAGAUGGCCUUCUUAAAGAGUUUAGAAGAAUUUAUGGCAAAUGUCGGUGGUCUCCUUUGUGUAAAAUAAACGACGUAACUUCAUGCUUUAGAUCCUUUCUGCAAAGUGCACUGAAUUGCUGAAAGUUGACUUGAGUCUUGUCCUAUUCCUCAGUUCAUUUGGCCAUUUUGGAUUUUGGAGAGCCUGAAACUUUGAUAUGUAUGUAAUACAGUGAAACAGGAGAGGUCAACUUGGCAUCAGCUUCUGCUGUUAAGUGUUAGCCACAAUCUGUCAUACAUACGUCUUUUAGAUUUUGAAUGAUGAUUUAAAAUUUUCAAAAUGAAAUUCCAUAUAUGUGCAAACAGAUAUGGGCACCACGAAAUACAUAUGCAGUGCCUUUCUUCCUUUUAACAUAGGUGGCUAGCCAAAGUUUAGAAUUUUUGUCAUUAAAUAUGAAAUGGAUAUAUGCUAGGCAGUGUUCUCAGAAUCUCCAUAGAUCACCUGCAUCACUUGAGGAGCUGGUGAAAAGGUAGAUUCUUAGGCCCAGCGCCAUCUGUAGACCUUCAGAGUCUUAAUGUCUGGUGGUUGGGCCCAGGAGUCUUCAUGUUAAUAAGCUUCUCCUUUCCGUCACCCCAAAAGUUUUGAAUCAAUGAAAGAGACAUUGAAAACUCUUCAGAGGUUUUACGCUUUCUAGCUUUUCCUCCCUUUGAUGAUUGGGUUUAUAAUUCAGCAGGAAGGGGAGACGUCACCAGGGGUUUGUUGGCUUUUUCUUAGCUUGCUUUCUUGCUUGCUUGCUUUUCUUGCUUUCUGUCUCUCUCUCUCUCUCUCUUUUCUCUCUGUUUCUCUCACAUCAAUCCAGCGUUGCAGGUUUUGUGUAAUACAAGUCACUAAUCAUACUCUGAUGCCUGAACUUGAGGAAAAUACAUGUAUAUUUUUGUUCUAUAAAAAUAACCUUAGGAACUGUAGCCAUUUCAUUGCCUUAAUUUUAAGAGGAAAGUACAAAAACAGCUGAUUUGUUUUAGUAAGAAACCACAUCUUGAUGCUUCAGAGUUGGUUUAGGGUGUUAGCUGCUAUGAACCUGUUGCCCCUUUCGAUCGUGUAUUUAUGUAGGUUUAUCAGUGAAAUGAAAGGCUUGUUCCCGUCUAGUCUAACUUUUUGAGUGUGUUUCUAUCCAGCCACAUAGCCCGUUAUCUAUUCUAAAUGGUUUGCUUAAGCAAUAAUUAUUUUAAAGGAUGUGAAUUACUGAUUCACACAGACUAUUGCACGUUGGGGCAUUAGGGGCAAUAAUUCUUCUCCAGUCACGGGAGCCAGUGAAUUUAAUUUCAGAGAUUAAAAAUUCACUUUAGAUCCUCUAGUUUGAUCUUUUAAUCAGGAUUUUUAUACAGCUGCCAUGCUCCCCUAAUUCAGUGUGCCAGCUUACAUUGUGGAAAUAAAAGCUAAUUUAUACACAGCAGGCAUAUGAAACUCCACUCAUUGCAAUACUUUCACAGCACAGUGACAGGUAGAGGACUCUGGCACAGGUGCACCCAUGAAACUCUGCUUCCACCAUGUUCCUGACACCUAUCUGCUACACCAUUCUGCAAAUACAGUUUUUCUACCUGAUUGCAUAUAGCAUAUAUGUCAUUACAUGUGAUACUGUGCAAAACUUUGUAUAAUUCUGUGUUAUUAACAGUUAACAAAACUGGAGCAUCUAAAUUACAUCCAACCUGUGCAUGUGAUGUUAGGUAGAUGUGAAUGCAGGGCCUUGGGCCAUAACUUACAUUUCUCUCAAUUUGAUCACCAUUGAGUCACAAUUAAGGGGAAGCAGAAACAUCUUGAAAAGACUGCUAGGAAGGAAACUAAUACUAGUCAUCCUGAAGUACACGUUUCUGUAUAUUAAAAAAUACUUCGAUGCAUUUUUUUUUGGUGUUUUUUUUUUCCCCUUAAAAAACCUGAAGUGACAUGCAGCAGUAAUCUGUUCUGCAUUGUUCUUGGUGGUGUGUCCCAGCGCCCUCCGGCUUUCUCAGCUGCCGUGAAUUAUGUGUAUCUGUGCGUGCUAAGUACAGUCUUUUUACCAAAGGGCACUGAAACACACAAUUGACUGGACAGGUCCACGCGCCAUGACAAAACUGUAAUCAAGUUAUUAAAAAUAAAGAUGAGUGGGAAAGGAAUGCCUUGGUAAGUAAAAAGGCGUCUAUAUUUAACAACUUUUAUCUAGAUGGCAACAUAUUUGCAGAAUUUGCCCAGAUCCUAUUACAAUACUGAAAAUAGAAAAUCUCACCUCCAUAUUCCUGAGGUCUAAUUUCAUUAGACUAGUUUUAGUUUAAAAAGACCUUCCUCAGAUUGGACCAAAUAAUACUUACGAGAUCACCAGAAUGUUAAAUGUUGGCACACUGGGGUGAGGAGAAGCCACUACCAUUUUUUAGGUGAUGGGGAUGCCACUGAGUUGCAACAGCUAGAUCUUUUCAGGGUGGUUGUGUGCGUGUUUGCCUGAUUGGAUGCGUGUUCACUUUGUUUUAUUUUGUCCAGUUUUGUCUUUAGCGUGUUUAUUAACUUCUCCUGUCUUGUUUUGUUUUAAUGCUCUUGGCCCAGUGGGUCUCAAGAGCACUGGCUUAAUUCUAGUCAGUUGAUUUUUUUCUGUUAAAACUGAUUGUUGUUAAAACAUUUUUUAAAACAAAAACAUUAUUUGUGCCCUCUUUUAUAUAUGUCAAAGGGAUACUGUCAAGUAUUUCAUUUUUAGAUUUUUGUUUUAUAAAAUUUCUGUUGUUCAUAUAGUAUCCUUUAACCUCUAGUUUUCCAUACAUCCUUUGUUUCUCAUUUUCCUUGACCCAUUUAUUUCCCAAGGCAUAAUCACGAAAAACUUUGUACUUUCACAGUCUGUUACUGUAGUAGCACCUGUAACUGUGUUCUUGUUUUGUUAAAAGGAUUGGUUUGCUUUUAUGGUGCUUGUGCUGGAUGGGUGGCUGCCUCAGUAGCAAAACUACCUGACAGUAUUUGACAGUGUCCUUUCCAACACCGUUAUUCGGGUCUUACAGGCUGGCCACCUCUGUUAGAAGACAGUCGCAUGUGAACAUCACUGCAUUGAGUUUUUGUCUGGUGUAAAGUGUGACAUUUAAUGUAAACAAACUGCAGGUUUUUUUCAAACUAAUUUUAAGAAUUUAGUCUUAUUUCAUUGCAAACUGUGUAUCUAAUUAUUUACAUUACUCUGUUCAGAUGAGAUGGUUACUACUACUUGUCCACGAUUUUCAUUUGAAAAGCAAGUAUCUGUACAAUUUCCCCCCAGUCAGCAUUAUUUAACACUCCCCUUAACUGUCUUUGAACUUUCUCUUUUACCAAAAAUGUCAAGUCUUUAUAGUUGUAAUGUCACCAUGUUUCCCAUUUCUGUUAAUACUUCUAUGAACCCCUCAAGUAUUGAAGGGAACUAGCUGUCAGGUUCAAGGAUUACAAGUCUGAGUCUCCUAAUAUACAGCAUCACUCUGAACCCUGAAAUAAUAUUUUUCUCUGUUACAGUUUUCAUCUGUGUGCCACCUCUGUUGUUAGAGGUGGUUGUCAGUAGACCUUACUGCGUUAGCUGUCUUUGAUGAGGAGUUAUUAUUGGUUCCUGAAUAAAACAUUAACCUUUUAAGUCAGAAGGAACCUCAGGACUUCUUAAGGUUUGUUUGUAUUUUUUAAAACCAGAGAAUAAGGAACUGAUUUGGCUAUGAGGUUUGACAUUAUACUUUUCUGUAAGCUUUCCCACAAAACAACAUUGUUGAUUUGAGGAUAUUAUAAUGUGUUAAACUGUUUUUUAAAUGUAAGUGGUUAUUCUCCGACUUGGUAACUAUGUUCUGAAAACACUGCAUUUAAGAAUUUUUAAAAAUUGGUUUUCUAAAAUUAAAAUGUCCAAAUUAGGCAUAUUGCUGGGCUCAGAUUGAUGUGAAGUGCCAUGGUUCCGGCUGAAUUUUAAGCAUAUUUUCAUUUAGAUAUAAAAUAUGUGAAGUAUGCUUGGUUGGUUACAGUGGGAACCCAUGACAUAGUUAACCAAAGAAUAUGUUUGGUUCAAUAAAAAUAGAAGUUUCAUAAUGGGCAUUCAUUCUGUUUUAAGGGAAUGAAUGAAGAAUCGGUUUCCUGCUGUAGUGCUCUGUGGGGAAGUCUUAGUAAAGACCGGAAUGCUGAGGUCGGCUGUGGCAGUUCCCUCCUCAGAGUUGGGUGGUGUGGCUUGCCCAUUACCCGCGUGAAGCUCACAUCGUUACCCUCCUCUCCCGCUGCGGUUGGAUCUUCCCCUGUUCCCAGGCCCUCCCAGCAAUUGGAGAGGUGGUUUUUUGUUUUUUUUUUUUUUAAUUUUGGUUUUGGUUUUGUUUUCUUCCCCCCAGUCUGCAUUCUUAGGCCUCUUAGCUAUUAGGAACUGUCAGAUACAUACUAGUAGCUAAUUUUCCUGAAAUUACAUACUGCAUCUGCACUAUGUACCUACUGGGGAUCUGACCUCAAGUGUUUUCUGAGCCCAGGCUUCCUGGUGUGGUGUCUUUUACCACAUAAAAUUAUUACAGAUUGCAAAUGUUGGUAUUGUGAUUUGAUUCUCUGUACAAAGAAAGAAGCUCUAUGCAGUGAGUUUGUGGUUUAAUGGUCACAAAAAUGUUAGCACUGCUACCACUCAGCACGUGUAAAAUUUUUUAAAUUUAUAAAUAUUAAAAUUUUAAACUUACACUAAGACUUUUCAGUUUUUUUUAAAGACCCAGGGAUGAGUGUACUGGUUAAAUAUUUACCUCUAUUAACAUAACUAAUGAAGGUAUAAAGUUGCAUUUAGUUUUUCAGAAGAUGCUGCAGUGCGGUUUUAGGAAAUAAAUUAAGGCUAUGUAUUGAGCCAGUCAUAGGCUGAAUAUCAGGUUGAUAAAAUUUUAUUUGUAUUUUUAAAAUUCAUAAAUGGGAGUUAAAAUGUGUCUUGUCACUAAAUAUUUUUAUU